Molecule: messenger RNA, 1872 nt
Organism: Miscanthus lutarioriparius
Lineage: Eukaryota; Viridiplantae; Streptophyta; Magnoliopsida; Poales; Poaceae
Source: the annotation of a GenBank genome assembly
AUGUAUUCGGCCAACCACUGGGGCGGCUCGUUCGAGAUCGCCGAUGGCGCGGCGGAGGACGACCACAGCCGCAACAUGGACCUGGACCGCGGCGCGCUGUCGGCGCGGCAGCACCACGAGCUGGACGAGACGCAGCAGAGCUGGCUGCUAGGCCCGCCGGAGGCCAAGAAGAAGGACAAGUACGUGGACCUCGGAUGCAUCGUCGUCAAGCGCAAGGUCCUGUGGUGGGCCUUGUGGUGCGUCGUCGCCGCUUUCGUCCUCAUCGGCCUCCCCAUCAUCAUCGCCAAGUCCAUCCCACACAAGAAGCCCGGCCCGCCGCCGCCCGAUCAGUACACAGAGGCGCUGCACAAGGCGCUCCUCUUCUUCAACGCCCAGAAAUCCGGCCACCUUCCCAAGAACAAUGGCAUCAAGUGGCGCGGGAACUCUGGGCUGUCAGACGGCUCCGACGCCAAGGACGUCAAGGGUGGCCUCGUCGGCGGCUACUACGACGCUGGCGACAACAUCAAGUUCCACUUCCCGAUGGCCUUCUCCAUGACGCUGCUGAGCUGGUCGGUGAUCGAGUACAGCGCCAAGUACAAGGCCAUGGGGGAGUAUGACCAUGUCAGGGAGCUCAUCAAGUGGGGCACCGACUAUCUGCUACUCACCUUCAACUCCUCUGCUUCCACCAUCGACAAGUUAUACGCUCAGGUGGGUAGUGCAAAGAUCAACGGCAGCCGGCCGGACGACCAUUACUGCUGGAACCGGCCGGAGGACAUGGCGUACCCUCGGCCUUCACUGUCGGUGAGCUCCGCCCCGGAUCUGGGUGGCGAGGUCGCCGCGGCCCUGGCGGCCGCCUCCAUCGUGUUCCGCGACAACGCCGCCUACUCCAAGAAGCUGAGCCAGGGCGCGGCCACCGUGUACAAGUUCGCGCGGCAGUCGGGGCGGCGCACCCCGUACUCGCUCCGGCAGCCGGACAUCGAGUACUACUACAACUCCACCAGCUACUGGGACGAGUACAUGUGGAGCGCGGCGUGGAUGUACUACGCGACGGGCAACAACAGCUACAUCACCUUCGCCACCGACCCGCGGCUGCCCAAGAACGCUAAGGCCUUCUUCAACAUCCUCGACUUCUCGGUGUUCAGCUGGGACAACAAGCUCCCGGGCGCCCAGCUGCUGCUGUCGCGGCUGCGCAUGUUCCUCAACCCCGGGUACCCGUACGAGGAGUCGCUCAUCGGCUACCACAACGCCACCAGCCUCAACAUGUGCAUGUACUUCCCGCGCUUCGGCUCCUUCAACUUCACCAAGGGCGGGAUGGCGCUCUUCAACCAUGGCAAGGGGCAGCCGCUGCAGUACGUCGUCGCCAACUCCUUCAUCGCCGCGCUCUACGCCGACUACAUGGAGGCCGUCAACGUCCCCGGCUGGUACUGCGGGCCAAACUUCAUGACCACCAACGACCUCCGGGAGUUUGCAAAGUCUCAGAUCAACUACAUUCUUGGUGACAACCCCAAGAAGAUGAGCUACGUGGUUGGGUUCGGCAAAAAGUACCCGCGGCACCUGCACCACCGUGGCGCGUCCACGCCGCACAACGGCGUCAAGUAUUCGUGCACCGGCGGCUACAAGUGGCGCGACUCCAAGAAGGCGGACCCGAACCUCCUGACGGGCGCCAUGGUCGGCGGGCCUGACAGGAACGACGGCUUCAAGGACUCGCGCAACACCUUCGGGCAGAACGAGCCGACGCUUGUGGGCAACGCCGGCCUCGUGGCGGCCCUGGUGGCUCUCACCAACAGCGGCAGGGGAGUCGGCGUCACCACCGUCGAUAAGAACACCAUGUUCUCCGCCGUGCCGCCAAUGUUCCCCGCCGCUCCGCCGCCGCCGUCGUCAUGGAAGCCGUGA